This is a messenger RNA of Amyelois transitella, 2930 nucleotides long. RefSeq names its product facilitated trehalose transporter Tret1. Gene Ontology annotation, biological process: transmembrane transport. Bases 284 to 1858 code for a protein of 524 amino acids. The transcript is spliced from 7 exons. Gene Ontology annotation, molecular function: transmembrane transporter activity. Lineage: Eukaryota; Metazoa; Arthropoda; Insecta; Lepidoptera; Pyralidae. The record is from RefSeq and is a predicted model, not a curated record. Gene Ontology annotation, cellular component: membrane.
GCAAGCCAAACCGGCGGACCGAAGCCGCAGUCGCUCACAGCUCCGUAGGCAAUCAGUCGCCGCGAUAGAGUUCCUAUAGCUACUCCAUAUCGAUCGCCUGCUAAACCUCAUUCACAAUGUUUUGCCGACACGUGAAAUAAACCGGGCCCAUUGAGAAAGUCCGUAAACAAACACUGAAACAGUCACAGUUUCUAGUUUUUAAGUUUCGCAAUUGUAUGAGUGAAAGUUUUGAACAUUUGUUGUUAUAGAACUUGUUUUAUUUUUAUUUAUAAGUUUAGUUAUAAUGAAAGACAAAAUGGCAAGCGAUGGCGCUCACGAGGCGAUGCUCGGCGAUGGUCAGAAGCCGGAGAUUAGAAGCAGCAAGCUUACGGCCAAGGAGGACGAGUACGAAGCCCUGCAGAGCUUCCUCCGCAGCAUUAGCUCGACAGCCACCCUCCCACCUUAUGUCAAAGGAGAAACAUACUCGUCAGUGCGAGGAGUUUUGAACCAGGCACUAAUAACAUGCACGGUUCUGAUCCUGGCGGCGGGGGCUGGCCACCCCAUCGGCUUCUCAGCCGUAGCUCUGCCACAGCUGCGGGUAGAAAACACCAGUAUGCAGAUAGAUGAUGAGAUGGGCUCAUGGAUCGCCAGUAUCCACUCAGCGGCAACUCCACUAGGCUCCAUGCUGUCGGGACCGAUCAUGGAAGCGAUCGGUCGGCGGCGCACGCUUCAGGUGUGCAUACUGCCGCUGAUCGUGGGCUGGAUCAUCAUCGGUACCGCCUCGCAUCAUGCCCUGCUUCUGUUGGGCAGGAUCUUCUGUGGCUUCGCGGUCGGCAUUAUGGCGGCUCCCUCGCAGGUGUAUUUAGGAGAAAUCUCCGAGCCAAGGCUCCGAGGUCUGCUCAUAGGGACUCCAUUCGUGGCGUAUUCCUUAGGGGUACUUUACGUGUACGCCCUGGGCGGGGCACUGCCGUGGAGAUCGGUAGCCUUCCUCUGCAUAGUUCUGCCGAUCCUGGCGUUCGUGGCUCUGUGCUUCUCGCCAGAGAGCCCCACGUGGCUGGCGCGCCGGGGUCGGUUCCAUGAAGCUAUGGCUGCCAUGUCAUGCUUGAGGGGUAAUUCUGACACAGCUCAACGUGAACUCCACGAACUUAUAUCAGCGCGGGAGAAAGAGAAAGCGAGGGGAGAAGAGGGUCUUCGAUUCUUCGCGACCGUCCUCAAGCCAAACGUACUCAAACCACUGCUGCUCAUCAACGCUUUCAACAUGCUGCAGAUUCUGUCUGGCAGCUACGUCGUCAUAUUCUACGCCGUGGACAUCGUCAAGGAUUCGGGUGGAGCCCUAAAACCUCAUAUGGCAGCCAACGCCAGCGCCUUAGUCCGGCUGUGUGUCACCGUGAUUGCGUGUAUACUGCUUCUAAAGAUAACACGGAGAGCACUUGUCAUGUUAUCAGGAAUCGGAGGAGCCAUAUGCACCCUCUCCCUCGCCAUUAUAUUAUCCCAAGGCCCCGGAUACGGCAUCCUCCCACCCACACUCAUUCUUGGAUAUGUUGCUUUUAACACUCUUGGAUUUUUUCUAUUGCCAGGACUUAUGAUUGGAGAACUCCUUCCCACAAAAGUUCGCGGCCUCUGCGGAGGUUACAUCUUCUGUCUUUUCAACGCCGUCCUCUUUGGGUUCACAAAACUUUAUCCCAUUAUGAAAAAUGCUAUCGGGAUGGACGGUGUCUUCGGACUUUUCGGUGCUUCGUCAACUUUAGCCACGAUCAUCUUAUUUUUAAUGCUGCCAGAAACUAAAGGAAAAUCGCUAAUUCAAAUAGAACAGUAUUACGAGAAGCCCAAUGUGCUGUGGCUAACCCGCAAAAAGUCAUCCGCUGGGAAUCAAGUGUGAGAUGAUUCCAGGUAACUAGAUGGUAAUAAUCAUUGUGUGAGCACAAGACAAGGCAUUAGCCGGCACCUUUUUGUAUAAAAAUAUAGUAAGUACUUAUUUCUUAAGUUUUCUUUUGUUUGAUUGACCAUUAUUUAAUUUUGUGAAUAAUAACGUUACAUUCAAUUGAAAUCCUUUUUGACAUACCACGUUAAUAAUAAUUUGUACUAAAACACUUGUUGAAAAUAGAAAAACGUACAAAGCUCUUUAUCCAUUACAAAUGCAUUUCUAAUUCUAUAUAAAUAUAAUUAAGUCUACUUAACCAGCUAUGGUGAAAUGUCAUACAUAUGCAUUAUAUCUAUACAGCUAAUGGUGAUAUAAGAUAGGUCGUUAUCAGAGACAAAUAAAGUAGGUAAUUUGAUUUAAGCAUUACAGUUGUAUAAAUGACAUAAAUAUAUAAACACAUAUUGCUGUGAUUUUACUAUUUGUAAAAAAUAUACUUUUUUUGGAAGAUAUACCUACCAAAAAAGAACUUAUAAAGUUUGUAACCUAAUGUAUAUGUAUUAUAUGUAAGAAUAAAAUAUGUAAGGAAGCAGUUAAUAAAAAUUACUGCACGAAAUGUAAGACAAAAUAUUUCAAACCUUAUAAAUCAUUUUCACAUUCACAUUUUCGUUAAUUUAGGUGUCGCUGUUUUGAGAUUUUAUGACCAUAUGAGUAAUAUUGUAUUUCCAAGCGAAAACAUAACUGAACUGAAACACGAGAUUAUAUUUUAUUACUUAUGUUUGCAUAAACGUCAAUAUUUCGUUACACUUUCAUUUUAAUUCAGCCAAAAACGUUAACAUGGGCUGUAAAUAUGCCGGUUUUCUAGCCCGUAGUAAUUAAUUAAUCCAAAGUUCUGUUACCAAUAACAAUCAGGUGAUGGGCCUUUACGAACGUAUAAAACGAGAUUUUAUCUGUGAUCUGUGUAGUAACUGUAUACGUACAUUUAACAAAUAAGGUGCUUCGACAAUGUACUUAAUGUAAGAUGUUAUUUUUCUAUUCACUGUAGUAGAAAUUUACAAAUGUGAUAUAAAAAUAAAAUUUGAACAUAUUUCCA